This is a messenger RNA of Salmo salar (Atlantic salmon), 3277 nucleotides long. RefSeq names its product solute carrier family 26 member 6, like 2 (gene slc26a6l2). Gene Ontology annotation, cellular component: membrane. NCBI's taxonomy places the organism in Eukaryota, Metazoa, Chordata, Actinopteri, Salmoniformes, Salmonidae. Gene Ontology annotation, molecular function: secondary active sulfate transmembrane transporter activity. Gene Ontology annotation, biological process: sulfate transmembrane transport. The record is from RefSeq and is a predicted model, not a curated record.
CACUCCCACACUCCGCUAAACUGGAUACAAACUGAGACACAGCCAGGAGCGUGGGACAUAGUUCUUGUUUCAUGCUUUUGUAACUCCUAUCAGGGUGUUGGACAGUUGUUGGUAAUUGGCAGACAACUGUUGUUUUGGACCAAGAGGUUUUUCUCUUUUUUGACUAAUAGAUUUUUUACUUUUUGGACCAACAGUGUUUUUUUCUAAGUAAUGUUUUGGAGAGACCUGCACAGUGUUUCAGACUAGACAGACAGACAGACAGACAGACAGACAGACAGACAGACAGACAGACAGACAGACAGACAGACAGACAGACAGACAGACAGACAAGACAGAAAAGACAGAAAAGACAGAAAAGACAGAAAAGACAGAAAAGACAGAGACACAAAGCAAUCAACAUAAAGACACUCAGUGUUGGAAGACAGACAGGCAGACAACCAUGGGGGUUGAAGAACAGAGAGCUGGGAAGUUUUACGUGGAGAGGGAUGUUUUGGACGAGCUUUGCCUUGACCAGGUGGCCCGAAGACGAACACACUCCGCCACACCUCCCCUGAAGGAGAGGGUGAAAGAUUCCCUCAGGUGUUCCAUGCCCAAGCUGAAGCGCUCUGUGCUGAGCACUUUUCCUGUCCUGUCAUGGCUGCCACGUUACUCAGUGAGAGACAACGGCCUGGGAGACCUCAUCUCUGGCAUCAGCGUUGGCAUCAUGCACCUGCCUCAGGGUAUGGCCUAUGCUCUCCUGGCCUCUGUGCCUCCAGUGUUUGGUCUCUACACCUCCUUCUACCCUGUACUGGUCUACUGCAUCCUUGGCACCUCCAGACACAUCUCCAUAGGAACGUUUGCUGUGAUCAGCAUCAUGAUAGGCAGUGUGACAGAGAGGCUGGCCCCAGACAGUGACUUCACAUUCCUGAAUGGAACCAACGGGACAGCAGGUCUGGAUGUGACAGCCCGCGACGCCUACAGAGUACAGAUAGCAGCCAGCACCACUGUACUGUGUGGGCUCUUUCAGGUCCUGCUGGGCAUGGUGCGGUUUGGUUUCGUGGUGACGUACCUGUCGGAGCCCCUGGUACGUGGUUAUACAACAGGAGCAGCUACACACGUGGUCGUCUCACAACUCAAAUACAUCUUUGGUAUCCACCCUGCACGCUUCUCCGGACCACUGUCUCAGGUCUAUAUCCUAAUAGACAUCUGUAGACAUCUGCCAGAGACUAACAUUGGGGCCCUGGUGAUUAGUCUAGUGGCCUUGCUGGUCCUCAUAGUGGUCAAAGAACUCAACUCCUGUUAUGAGAAGAAACUACCUCUGCCUAUUCCCAUAGAACUCAUAGUGAUCAUAGCAGCAACACUCAUCUCCUACUACGGCAACCUGAACAGCCAAUACGACGUCGCUGUGGUUGGCGAGAUCCCCAGAGGGCUGAAGUCUCCCAGUCUACCUGACGUCAGUCUGUGGGGUACGGUGGUUGGUGAUGCAUUUGCUGUGGCCAUAGUGGGUUAUGCCAUCAACAUCUCCUUGGGCAAAACCUUCGGCCUGAAACACGGCUACAAGGUGGACAGCAACCAGGAGCUGGUGGCUCUGGGUCUCAGUAACACAGUGGGAGGAUUCUUCCAAUGCUACUCUGUCACCUCUUCUAUGUCCCGUAGCCUCAUCCAGGAGAGCACUGGGGGCAGGACACAGGUUGCUGGCGUGGUUUCUUCAGUGAUUGUGCUGAUCACCGUUCUGCAACUGGGGACACUGUUUGAGGAGCUACCCAAGGCUGUCCUGUCCUGCAUAGUGUUUGUAAACCUGAAAGGCAUGUUUAAGCAGUACCUAGACAUUCCUGCACUCUGGAAGAGCAACACAGUGGACCUGCUGGUGUGGUUGGUAACGCUGGUUUGUACUAUCCUGCUGAACCUGGACCUGGGCCUGGCUGCAUCCAUCGCCUUCUCUCUGCUCACUGUCAUCUUCAGAACACAGCUGCCACGGUACUCUAUUCUGGGGCAGGUUCCUGGGACUGAGCUCUACCUGGACACAGACACAUAUGAAGAGGCAAAAGAGAUCCCAGGUAUCACUAUCUUCCGUUCCUCCACCACAGUGUACUAUACCAAUGCUGAGUUAUACCUGGACGCAUUGCAGAAGAAGAGCGGUAUUGACAUUGGGAAGCUGCUGACGAGAAAGAAGAAAAGAGACGCUAAACAAAAGAGGAAAGACGAGAAAGAAGAAAAGAAAGCUAAAAAGGAGGCAAAAAAACAGAAUGGUGUGAAUGGACACAUACCCAAUGGUACAGUCCACCCAGAGGACAAGGUGGAUGUAGAGAAGGGCUCCCCUAACCUGAAGGGAAACAGGACAGACAUCGCCCUGACUGACAGACCCACUAAUGGACAGGUGAACUGGGCCUACGAGCAGCAAUGGACCAGGUUGGACCUGGGCUCUGAGACUGGUAGUCAUGGCGAUGAUGCCAUAACCCAGACGUCCAGUACCGUAGGAGAAGAGCAGAGGGGGAGGAGCUCGGACAUUGACACACAUACCAUCAUCCUGGAUCUCUCCACAGCCAGCUUUGUAGACACCGUCACUGUGAUGAUGCUGAAUAACAUAUUCCGAGACUAUAGAGAGAUUGACAUUGACAUCUAUUUAGCUGGAUGCCAAGUCUGUGUGGUGGAGCAGUUAUCCAGAGCAAGCUUCUUCUCUGAGUCCAUCACUAAGAGCCGUCUGUUCACUACCGUCCACGACGCCGUGCUACACAGCCUCCGGCUGCAAGGGGCCUCAGACGUUCCCAUCUACGAGUGUGCACUGGACAUGGCCUGCACUACCAAGAUGUAACCAACAGGGGUCACUUCGGUCACAAACCUUUAUGGAAAAGAAUAAAUAAUGAUUACUAAUUUUAAAUGAUGCAAUAUUGAUAACAUUAUGGGGUUGGAAAUGAAGUACCAAUGUACCCCGAUGAUUCGAGUUCUCUUGAGUCCACAAUCUUUAACACAGCACAUAUAUCAUAAUACCAUAAAUACCAACCCGUUAUUGUAAUGGUGAGAGGUUAGCAUGUCUUGGGUGGUAUGCUAACCUCCCCUGUUAUUGUAAUGGUGAGAGGUUAGCAUGUCUUGGGGGGUAUGCUAACCUCCCCUGUUAUUGUAAUGGUGAGAGGUUAGCAUGUCUUGGGGGGUAUGAUAUUUGUGUGUCUGUAACGUUCUAACUCAUCAUUAUUCCCAAUUCAUUCAGGAUUAUCCGUAAUCAUGGUAGCACCCACAUUAAUGUAGAAGUGUUUAGAAACAUACUCUAAUCUUAUCUACAAUAAAAGUGACUUCAAAAUGA